AUGGACAAAAUCCUACGUGGAGUUAUCAAGUAUCGGCAGACGGUACGCAAGGAUUUAGUGAAACAAUUCAAAGAAAUUCAGGAUAAUCCGAGUCCGACAGCAGUCAUGUUCACAUGUAUGGAUUCCCGAAUGCUUCCAACACGUUUCACACAAUCACGAGUCGGUGAUAUGUUUGUCGUGCGAAAUGCAGGCAAUAUGAUUCCUGAUUCUGCCAAUUAUGGUUUUGGCUCUGAAGUUUCAGUCACAACAGAACCUGCCGCAUUAGAACUUGCAGUCAAGAGAGGGGGUAUUCGUCAUGUCUUAGUUUGUGGACAUUCAGACUGUAAAGCAAUGAAUCUGUUAUACCAAAUCAACCAAAACAAGAGCAAUUUUGAUUCUUGCUCACCUAUGGACCACUGGGUACGUCGAAAUGGCUAUUUAUCUAUGAAACGGCUGCACGAACGAUUACACAUUGGACCCGAUGUUAUGAGAUUUGAAAGCGAAAUAGCUCCUUCGCAAAGUUUUGAUGCUAUUAUCGACCCUCUUGAUAAGUUGCCACCUGAGGGAAAGCUUUCACAAAUAAAUGUCCUUCAACAAGUUAUGAAUGUGGCUUCCCACAGAUUCCUACAAACAUAUUUUGAAACAGGACGGUUGUUUGUUCACGCCAUGUGGUUCGACGUAUAUGAAGGAGAAGAUUAUUUAUUUUCUCGCGAAAAACGAUCUUUCAUUCCAAUAAAUGAAAACACCGUGGAAUCGCUUUCGGCUGAAUUGGAUAGGCGCUGCGGAGAAGCCCCAGAUAUAACAGAUAUCAUUCAAGAUAAGAAAGCUGUGAGCAACUAG
Molecule: messenger RNA, 819 nt
Organism: Auanema sp. JU1783
Lineage: Eukaryota; Metazoa; Nematoda; Chromadorea; Rhabditida; Rhabditidae
Source: the annotation of a GenBank genome assembly